AUGUAUAGAGGUAUCAUAGGGUCACUUCUGUACCUCACGACAAGCAGACAAGAUAUUGUUUUUAGUGUGGGUCUUUGUGCAAGGUUUCAAUCAAAUCCAAAGGAAUCUCAUCUGAAAGCUGCCAAGAGAAUCCUGAGAUAUCUCAAAGGAACACAGGACCUGGUUCUCUACUAUCCCUCAGGAGAAAAUUUUGAUAUAGUCGGAUAUGCGGAUGGUGACUAUGCUGGGUUUCUAGUGGACACAAAAAGCACUUCUGGCAUGGCACAUUUUCUUGGCUCAUGUCUAAUUUCAUGGGGCACAAGGAAACAAAACUCAGUGGCACUCUCAACAACAGAAGUGGAAUAUGUGGCAGUGGCCUCUUGCUGUGCUAACCUACUGUGGAUUAAGCAGCAGUUGGAAGACUUUGGAGUGUUUUCUGACUGUGUGACAAUACCAGUGCUCUCAACAUGGCCAAGGAUCCCAUCCAACAUAAGAGAACUAAGCACAUUGAUGUGCGUCACCACUUCCUCAGAGACAAUGUUGAAAAAGGACUUAUCUGUAUGA
Molecule: messenger RNA, 543 nt
Organism: Nicotiana attenuata
Lineage: Eukaryota; Viridiplantae; Streptophyta; Magnoliopsida; Solanales; Solanaceae
Exons: 1
Coding region: 1-543 (180 amino acids)
Source: RefSeq, a predicted model, not a curated record